AUCCAUUUGAAAUACACAAAGCUGAACCAGGAACUACGUCGAGAUUCUUCCCCUCUUUUAAGUGCGCCCGCCCCCCGCACAGUCUGUGAUUGGGCAAGACUUUCGGUUUCUGUGCUGUGAUUGGAUAAUUCCGCUGACUGUCAUAACUUCAGGUGACUCAAGGAUGGGGAAAAAGGAUGCAAGUUCUGUCAAGCUGCCGGUCGAUCAGUACCGUAAACAGAUCGGAAAACAGGAUUACAAGAAAACCAAGCCGGUGCUGCGAGCCACUCGGCUGAAGGCGGAGGCGAAGAGGAGUGCUCCGGGAAUCAGGGAUAUCAUAUUGGUCUUUGUAGCGGUCUUGGUCUUCCUGCUAGUCGUCUAUGCUUUCUUCUACCUCAACCUGAGCACAGAGCUGGAUCUGGAUUUGGACAUGGACUGAAGGACUUUUCUUAAAGGAUUCUGGGUGGCUCAACCCAUGAACCACUCAUGGUGUGCCAGCGGUUUCAUAGUAUUACACAUUUGCUAUAUUUGUCCCCUUUUAUUCAAGCUGACACUGAAAGAAGAUGAGUCUUAAAGUGCAUAGAAGCAUGAAGUCAAAGAUUUUCUUCCCGUGCAAUGUUGAUAUUCUUUUUGAUUAUUAAUAAAGCUUCACAUGUCCCACAGCUUUGGGAUUUGAAGAACCAGCUUGUUUUCCAUUUGGAUCUUUUAGUUUUAAAGGAAUAGUUCAUCCAGAAAUGAAACUUCUGUCAUCUUUAACUCACUCUUGUGUCUUUUGAAAAGCAUUUGGCUCUCUGCAUGAAACACAAAAGGAGUUAUUUAUAUCACAAUUUCUAGUGUUUUUUUUUUUUUUUUUAGUAUAACACUCGAUUUUCACUGAAUAGCAAAUAUCAGUGACAAAGCUAUUACCAGGAAAUUUCUAUGUUGCUUUUUGGAGUUAGACAAAAACUGGUCCAUCUUCGUUUUCACUUAAUGAAAAAGAGCAGCUCGGCUUCUAAACUUCUUAUUUUUGUUCCACAAAAGAAGUCAUGCAUGUUUGGAAUGACAUGAAGGUGAGCAAAUGAUGAUUAACUUAAAUUUUUUUUGGUGAACUAUCCCUUCAAUCGUUUCCAUCUCACUAUGGUAUAUUAGCACAGAUGGAUUCAUUUUUAACCAAAUUGGUUGAAAUUGUAUUACAUAAUCCAUUGGCGAUAAAAGCUCAAAAUAAAAUCCCCAUCCUGUGGAGAAAAUGUUUCCGAUAAAUGAGGGAGACGAGAAGGCAUAUUGCAUUCCGUACCACAAACACUUCUUCCAGAUCUAGACAUCUCAAUGCUGGAGAUCAGAGGCAAUCUGUGAUCUUGUUUGUGUGUGUAAUGCUGACAUUCUCCGUCUCGUUUCUCGUCAUCGUACAGCUCAUUAGCAUAUCAAACAUAGCAUUCUUUGGUUACUGAAAGCUAAAAGAGCAUCAGUGAAGAAACCUAACAUUCCCACGUAGACCUUGAUGUGCUUUUUUUAUGUCACCUCUAGAGAUGUAUAGAAACCGCACUUGAAGCAUCAUCAGCCAGCAUGAGGUGCUGUUACUUUAAGCUAGCGUGCAUCUUUUGAUCUAUCUCAGAAGAUAAAAUGCAUGGCCCUGCCUUGUUCUCUGACUUCCAGUGCUUCCUUUACACACUGCUGGGCCUGUGUGUGUGUGUGUGUGUGUUCGUCAGAGUACAACAGAGUCGUAGGGUGGAAAAUGAAAGGCUGAAGCUGAUGACAUUCAAAGUUCAUUUACAUUCUCUUUGUAUAGUGCAUUGGAUCUCAUACAAACGCACAGCAACGACUUAUUUCAUUCCAGGCCGUGAGAGUUGUUUUAUCUUUCCCUGCAUGAGGUAUAUGUGUCUAACUCAGGACAACGGCUUUGCUACUCAACCCUUGUUUUCCUGGGAUGUCUGACUGUUAUCAUUAAUUCAAGGAUUGAUACCCUAUUGAACAAAACAUUUUUGUAGCCUGUCUUUGAUUUGGACUCGAGAGCUUUCCAAAUUCUUUCAUAGUGAGACCGAACUAAACCAAAACAAAGAGUCCCGUGUUCCUUGUUGACUGUUUUGCUUGUUUUUCUUCUCUUGUUUCUAUCAUACUUGAGAUAAAAUAAUAAACAUUGUCAAAACACGUUGAUAUUGAUAAAA
This is a messenger RNA of Carassius gibelio (silver crucian carp), 2120 nucleotides long. RefSeq names its product triple QxxK/R motif containing (gene triqk). The coding region runs from base 164 to 418 and encodes 84 amino acids. The record is from RefSeq and is a predicted model, not a curated record. The transcript is spliced from 5 exons. Gene Ontology annotation, cellular component: endoplasmic reticulum membrane. Lineage: Eukaryota; Metazoa; Chordata; Actinopteri; Cypriniformes; Cyprinidae.